AUGUACAAUAUGCACCAAGCAAUUGAUGAUUACAAGGGAUAUGAUCUGAAAGAAAUGAUGGAAUUAAAAAUUGAUUUAAUUAAACUGAACAUAAUAAAAACUUACAUUGAUUUAAUUAAUUUGCAAAUAAAGGAUGUCAUUAGUGAGGAUGGAUUGCAAAUCAUCAACAACAAAAAAUACAUAAAUAAGAAUGUCGUUUAUGCAAUUGACAUUGAAUUCAAAACAUUUAUAAACAGAAUAGAAAACUUUUGGAUGCAAGCACAUUUUGAUUUGAAUUUUGAAAAUCCUGUAUAUCCUACCAUACAACAUGAUUGCAAAGUAAUUUAUUUGGAUUCUGAGAGAACAGUGAAGUUUGUGCUCCAAUCCACUAAAGAAUUUCAUGAUGUCAAUUAUAAUGAAUUGCUGGUGGUGGCUUGUUUGAAAACGUACUUCAGCAAUGCAGUCAAACCUCAUAAAAGUACACUCAACAACAUAUAUCAACAUAUAGAAAUUAUCAAAGUUAUAACAAAAUUCCAAUUUAUCAACAAAAAAUAUCUUAAAACUGCUUUACAAAAUUUAAUAAAUCAACAGUACAUACAUCAAUAUUCUAAUUCAAAUUAUACAAUAUACAAACCAGCAGACAAUGUAAAAAUCGAGUCCCUAAUUUCAAAAUUUAAAUAUAUUGAAAUGAUUCAUGUCAUACUGAACAUAACAGAAGAAAUAUAUUUAACAACAGCAAUAAAAUAUGAGCUAUCUAGCAGUGUAUACAACUAUACCAACAUCCCGCGCAGCCAUAAAAUGCAAGAAAACAAAUGUAUGGACAACGUUCAUCGGAAAGUUUUAUUUAUCAAAAAAUUUUUAAAUUCAAUAACACUAAAUCAACAUACAACAAUUGGCACAGUACACAAUACAUUCAAAACAAAAUUGACAACAUACAAACAACUUUUGCACACAGUUUUAAAUAGAUCACCCGAAUCUCCCAUCAACUAUAUUGUCUCAACCGAUGAACUAUUAGAAUAUCAUACAAAUUCAAAUUUACAACUUCCUUCACCCAUUCCAUCCACUACAACCUCAAAAUAUCUCAAGCAAUCACUACAGACGUCAGACACAAAAUUCUAUACCCGACGUUCAGGACUACAGGAUUAUUUAGAAAAAUAUUAUAAUUAA
Rhopalosiphum padi (bird cherry-oat aphid) is the source of this 1146-nucleotide messenger RNA. RefSeq lists its product as uncharacterized. The transcript is spliced from 5 exons. The coding region runs from base 1 to 1146 and encodes 381 amino acids. NCBI's taxonomy places the organism in Eukaryota, Metazoa, Arthropoda, Insecta, Hemiptera, Aphididae. The record is from RefSeq and is a predicted model, not a curated record.